This is a messenger RNA of Phytophthora nicotianae INRA-310, 1326 nucleotides long. RefSeq lists its product as hypothetical. Gene Ontology annotation, biological process: pectin catabolic process. The record is from RefSeq and is a predicted model, not a curated record. The transcript is spliced from 6 exons. Gene Ontology annotation, molecular function: polygalacturonase activity. The coding region runs from base 52 to 1254 and encodes 400 amino acids. NCBI's taxonomy places the organism in Eukaryota, Oomycota, Peronosporomycetes, Peronosporales, Peronosporaceae. Gene Ontology annotation, cellular component: extracellular region.
CUUCGGCGCAACACCUCACACAAGAGCUGCUCUCAAAGGAAUAACUCAACCAUGAAACUACUCUCUACUGCCUUUGCUGUCUUCGCACUCCUCGCUGCUACGACUGAAGCGUCCCCCAUGCUCCGUCAAGCCGCGGAAGGAAAGAAAAGCAAGAAAACCCAACAACCCACUGAGGCUCCGGUGCAACAGGAUGACCCGACGCAACAGCAAGAUCCGACGCAGCAGCAAGACCCGACCCAGCAACAGCAGCAGUCGACGCCGUCGGGCAGUGGUUGCACUCUUUCCGGCACGUACAAGAAGGGCACGGACAUCUCCAAGUGCAGCUCCAUCACCUUCCUCUUCGCUUUGUGUUUCAAGCUUUUAUUACUGGUAACGAUCAGCAAAGUCCACAAAUAUGAAGUGAUUAAGUUUAACAGUUCAACAGCUUUUUCUCCUUUGUUCAUACAUCGAUGGGGCGCAGUCAUUUCGUGUUGCCUCACUUUCCUUUUGGUAAAGCCACUGAAGAGGCCCCGGCAGGGGCCGAAACACGUCUGGCACGCGACCAACAUGAUUGUCAUUUCACCUACGUUUCCUCGCUUCAAUAGGACCGAAACAACGAGACAUACCCAUGAAAUCUGCGCGUUGCCACGACAACCGAAUGUCUUCAGUGGGGCACCUGGUACGGGCACGAAAACCAGUUUUGCUGCAGAGUUAGCUUGCAGCCAAAGCUCACAUUCAGUUAAAUCGAGUACUGUAGAUGUGGUGGCGGAAGCUACGCAAAACCAAACACAGUCACAGUGCCCAUGGGGAACUACCAACACGGUCUUCAGCUACAACCACUGCUGCGGUGGUCACGGUAUUUCGAUCGGCUCGCUGGGCGGCAACACCGUCGACCAGUCGACUACGGUCCAGGGUCUCGUUGUCGAAGGUAACACCAUCGAGGACAGUGACAACGGUGUUCGUAUCAAGACCAUUAUCGGAUUGAAGGGUCUCGUCAAGGACGUCAAGUAUGUCGACAACAAGCUCCAGAACGUCAAGAAUGCUAUCGUGAUGCACUCGGACUACAGCAAGGCCAAGGGUGGUUACACCGGCUCCCCUACCAGUCAGGUCACCAUUUCGGAUGUUACCGUGUCUGGACUUACGGGCUCAGCUACCAACCUGUACGACAUUGUUGCUAACCCCAAGGUGGUGUCUGGCUGGGACUUCUCCGGUGUGUCUGUGAGCGCCUCGGUCAAGGGUAAACUUGCUGGCGUGCCCAACAGCAUCGAUCUUUAAACUACAAUGAGUCCCUCGUCUAGUGUUAAUGGAUCAACGGUCGAUUGAAGGCCAACGCAAAUUGAAUGGAAG